AUGGAGAACGUAAUGAGAACAAAUGACCACAGAGAGGAGGAAGCGAACGAAGCGCUGCAACUGGUUAAGAACGAGGAGAGACAGGAGAUAGCGGCUAGUGAAUGUAACCCUAACACUUCUAUAGCUGUCUCCGGCCCUGAAGGGUCAGCAAUAACCGUAUCCGCGUCCAGCGGGGAGAUGAGUGCGGAGCAGCACUCUGUCAUAACGUCCCGCCGCACCCUGCGCACCAUCACCACCGCCGGCCACAUCACUGACGCUCCGGACAUGAGCGACGAAGGCGUCAAAGACGAGCCGCCAGAGCCGCCACCGCUAGAACACGAUAUGCAAUACAACGCGAAGCUGGAAGAGGAGCGUCAGAACACUAGUCACUACGACGAGGAGCGGUUGCGCGCCGCCGAGGCAGAGACGGCGCGGUAUCUGGCUUUCAAACAAGAGCCAUACAGGACGCUGCAGUCCCCAGCGCCGCAGCUGGAUAAGCGAUUGCAGCCACAGUAUUCGCGGGGUCCGCCCCCGCGACCGGCGUACGGGCGCAGCCUGGCGCUGCGGUACGGCGCCCCGCACCACGUGAUAGUGGCGCAGGAGGGGGAGGCCGAGGAGCAGGCGCACGAGGCGUACUUGCAGAAGGAAAAGAGCGACCAGCUGCAACAGGCGUACGCGGGUGAGGCGCAGGAGAGCCGCCAGUACACGGCCGUGCUCCCAGACCAGCCCGCCGCGCUAGAGAUGAUACAGACCACCUCGCUCAACAACCAGCAGGCCGUUGGUGUCGCCUAUCAGCAGGUGAAAUACGAGACGCGAGGAGAGACGGAGCCGCGGCCGAGCACUUACGCGAGCCUGCAGCCCGUGACGUCGGUGCAGGGCGGCUACACGUACGCCGGCCAGAGCCCGCAGUACGCGGCAGGCGGCUACAGCGCGUAUGCGGGCGGCAAGGAGCUGCUCACGCUGUACGGCGCGGGCGCGGGCGCGGCCGCGCGGGGCGAGGACUCGCCGCCCUCGCAGCUGCUCUACCGCGCCGAUCCCACGCUCUCGUCCUCCUCGCUGAACGCGCGAGCGCACGUUGUCUAUGGAUCCGUGGUGCCGCAGUCACAAGCGGUCUAUGAGGCCCCGCCGAGCCCCAAUUCUCAGCAGGUGACGCUGUACACGCAUGGCAACACGGUGCAGUACAAGGUGGGCGGCGAGCACUAUCUGGGACAGGGCGGCGGCGUGGAGUACGUGCCGGUGUCGGGCUACGAGGGCGGCUUGCUGGUGGAGAGCUACGCGCCGCCCGCGCAGCCCUGGCCCGCGCACAACCUGCUGCCCAUUGAUGACGGUUUCGACCCCAGUAUGGCUGGCAUGGGCGAGGUGAAGGAGUGCGUGAACUGUGCGGCGGCCACCACCCCGCUGUGGCGGCGCGACGGCACCGGCCACUACCUGUGCAACGCGUGCGGCCUCUACACGCGCAUCAACGGGGUCAACCGCCCGCCGCUUAAAGGGCAGAAAGCAAAGCCACAACAAGCGCUGCCAACCAAUGGAAACAGGCGAGUUGGUGUGACGUGCGCCAACUGCAGAACCUCCAACACCACGCUGUGGCGCCGCAACAACAACGGCGAGCCCGUGUGCAACGCGUGCGGCCUCUACUACAAGCUGCACAACGUGAACCGGCCACUAAGCAUGAAGAAGGACGGCAUCCAGACGCGGAAGCGCAAGCCGAAGAGCAUGGGCGGGCACGGCGGCGUGGCGCGGCCCGGCGCGCUGUCAGUGGAGGCACACUCCCUCUCGCACAAGGUGCUGCCUCCGCUGUACGCCGCCGUGGAGGGCGCCGCGCCGCUGCUGCUGCUGCCCGCCCGCUCCGACAUGGUACCAGCGCUAGAGCGCGCCGCGCCGCAGUGCCGCGCGCCCUAA
Molecule: messenger RNA, 1878 nt
Organism: Zerene cesonia (dogface butterfly)
Lineage: Eukaryota; Metazoa; Arthropoda; Insecta; Lepidoptera; Pieridae
Product: trans-acting T-cell-specific transcription factor GATA-3-like
Exons: 8
Coding region: 1-1878 (625 amino acids)
Biological process (GO): negative regulation of transcription by RNA polymerase II; cell fate commitment; positive regulation of transcription by RNA polymerase II
Molecular function (GO): RNA polymerase II cis-regulatory region sequence-specific DNA binding; zinc ion binding; DNA-binding transcription factor activity, RNA polymerase II-specific
Source: RefSeq, a predicted model, not a curated record